Messenger RNA from Cladophialophora carrionii CBS 160.54, 1443 nucleotides. RefSeq lists its product as uncharacterized. The coding region runs from base 1 to 1443 and encodes 480 amino acids. NCBI's taxonomy places the organism in Eukaryota, Fungi, Ascomycota, Eurotiomycetes, Chaetothyriales, Herpotrichiellaceae. The transcript has a single exon. The record is from RefSeq and is a predicted model, not a curated record.
AUGCUACAAGAUGCCGACAAUGUCGAUGAUGCCCUGAUCAGCAGCCUCAGUGCCCGUCUCCGGCACCAGGUGGAGGAGGUCGAGCGAGCGUAUCGUACCGGCCAUCGAAAUGUGCGAACAGUCCUGCGACGACAAUAUGUCAACACCAUCCAUCCUAGUCCAGACCAUCCCCUCUGCGAGCUCUUGGGGGAGGAGCACCUCUUGAAGGUAUUAGGACUGUUGUCAGCAACUGUUGCUCUCUUCACCUUGGCCCGAGUAUAUGACGAAUGUCACGCAACAUUAUGUCGAGCGCUUGCAGCAGGUCGUAGAGGCGAACUUGACUACGACGGCUUCCGGCGCAGCCCAUGUGUCGACCUCCGUGAGCUAGCUGAUCAGAUACGGCAGCUCGAGGAAGCUGUUCAUGACCAGAUCAUCUUGGAAGCCACUUCAAAGGAUACGUCGCUGUUGACAGCUAGAUGGCACCGACUUCCACCCAUGACAUUUGACAACCUUCCGCGGCUGCAUUCCCUUGCCGAUAUUCUCCCCGGAGAACAGUCGAGGAGCCAUGAAUAUGCUGGAAUCGGUGGUGGUGGAGGGUCCGACAUUAUCAGCGCCAGUUUGAUAGGUCACCUACUGCGAGGGCAACACAAGGAAAUGAACCUGCUCAUUUCUACGAGGACGUGGACCACAGGUUCGCAGGGAAAGAAGGGCUCAAAGCUGGGGAUCAAGCGUGAGGUCUACAACCAUGGUGGCACGGUUCAGGACCAGGGGCGUACUGUGGCGGGUACCUUCCGAGUCAGGGAAUACACUACUGCAGAAGGUCGCGACCUCGAAGCUAUCCCUCUGCCAUUCCAUCGCCAGAUAUUCAUGGUUUUGGACCAAGGAGAAUCAAAGGCGCAGAUAUCUCAGCAUGAUCAAGCGGAUCUCACAGAACAAUUCGGCGCUGUACUUCGUCAGGCCGAACGUCGUGUCGAAACAGUGAUUAUUGUGGACACCGGUGGGGAUGUAUUUGGAGCCGACACAAAUGGAAUAACAACUCCGGACCAGGACUAUCGAGUUCAAAAGGCCAUGGGUCCUUUGAUUUCUGAGUACAACCUCGUGACCGCCGUUGUCGCUCCAGGAGUCGAUGCGCCCGCUGACGCCCCACGCAAGGCCUUCGAAGCCGGAGGGGUGGUAUACAAGCCAAAAGAAGACGAAAAGAAAAUGCUCCUUGACCUCCUCGUCAGCAAGUACAGAAUGGACGGUUCCGACCCGAAUAGAUUUGGCAAGACGACACUAGCAUUACAGGCGCGAUUGCGGGGAGUCGUUGGUUGGACUUCCCUUGACCUUCCGACAUACGUUGUUGACACGUGGGAGAAUCCAUGGAACAGUUUCGUGUAUAUCAGGGAAUGUAUGAGCGACAUCAUCUUCAUGCCUACAACAGACUUGCUCCCAUUAAUCGAGCCGGCAAAGAGGAGAGCUUGA